Effrenium voratum is the source of this 1740-nucleotide messenger RNA. NCBI's taxonomy places the organism in Eukaryota, Dinophyceae, Suessiales, Symbiodiniaceae. The record is from the annotation of a GenBank genome assembly.
AGCUUUGCUCUCAAGCUUGGGCUUCUCUAGAGGCAUGGCUCGUGCCAAGCGAUCAGCUAGCCCAGAGCGCAAGAAAAAGCGCAAGGUGGUGCUGGUGAAGGCACAGGCUGCGGCGGCAGCUGCCACCGAGCGCCGCGCCACUGCGAAGGCAACAGCCAAAGUCCCCCAAAGUCGGCUGAAGCCAGCUCCGAUUCCUGGUGGGACAGCAGGUCGAAUUCUGCAGUGGCUCGGACGCCCUGACCUCUCCAGUCGACCAGGCUCCAACACGGAGCGUGUUGCAGAGGUCACCUUGAGUGCUCCGGCUACAAGCGCACAACCUCGUAGCCGUAGUCCCGUGCGCAAUGCCAAAGGCGCUGCGCCCAGCUCAUCCUCCAGCAGGAGCAGCAGUCCGUCUCGUAGUCCAUCACCAAUCAUGGCCCCCGCCGUGGUGCCAGCGCCACCGGCAGCGAAGGAAACAAAGAGGCCGAAAGCUGCAUCACCAAAGAAGGUGAAGAAGAGGGUAGCGCCGCCCGCGCCAGCGCCAUCAGCGCCAUCAGCGCCAGCUGCAAAGGCGAGAAAAACAAAAGACGGCUCGCGCGUAGCGGCGCCAGUGGUGGCGACAGUGGCCACAGCAAAAGCGAAGAAGACAGAUCCUGCACCGGUGAAGUCAAAGAAAGCUGCACCAGAUGCAAAACAAUCUAAUGCCCCACCUGCAUCCGCGCAUGCACAUUUUGCGACUCCACAUUCCGCUGCUCACUUGUCACAUCCAUCUGCUCAUCCUUCUGCACAACCAGCAGCAGAGUUGUCGGAACUGGAUCAGAGUGGUUUGCAGGAUGCAGUGCUGGAUCGGCUUCGAUCACUUUGUGACAAGGAUGUGGACCCCAAGGUCUUGGCGGAGUACAUCGUCGUGCUGGCCCAAAUGAACAAAGGUUCGGAUCACCUGUCCGGUGAGCUGGAGGCGUUCUUUUCGGACAAGGCGCUGCUCGACUCCUUUGUGCGCUGGGUAGAGGAGAGCAAGUGGACCUUUGUCCCUGGUGGGCAGCCAUUGAAGCCCGUCAGAUUGCAGCCAACCAAAGGUGCGCCGCAAGUUGAUUUCUGGGGACCUGCUCCGGAAGCGAACGGUAGGUUUUCGCGCGCGCUGGCCAAGCCGGUUGAGGCUGGACCAAAGACUGUCCGCCAGGGCGGCUGCCUCAAGUGCACUUCCUUUUUUUUGGGAGUCCAAGGUGCCCAUACACCAAUCUCGGUGCCCAGCCCUGUAGGUUUUAGGUUUAAGGAGUUUGGUGGUAGCUUCCAUUUUUCCCACCAACAGUCAGGCCCACACGUAGCUGUGACCAGCCGCGUGGUGCUGCAGCCCAAUCCCAACUUCGACACUGCGCCAACGUCGCCGCCACCAAAGGCUCCCGUCAGUCCCGUGAAGGCGGCCGUCUCCCGCGUACCUUUCAACACGCCGCCACCGUACACCGCGGAGGCGCAGCAGGUCCAGCUCCUGGGAGAACUGACGAAGACCUUGCAGACGAUUCUGACCAAGCUGCAAGACAGAGAGCUGCCUGAUAGCCAAAGAGAACGGUACCAGAACAUGGCCGAUAAGCUCCACUCACAGAUUAAGACCAUCAAGUUGCCUGCAGCCAGGCGGCGAUGACCCAUUCGGAUCAGCGGAUCACGGAUCUGUCCAGUGCAUCAUGACUUCGCGGCGCUGGUUUAUGAAAGCAGGGUUUCACACCGAGUCAAUGCACGUGAUCUUCAAGGUGCAGUGCGGGCGUC